Acanthaster planci (crown-of-thorns starfish) is the source of this 1895-nucleotide messenger RNA. Its product is annotated as very long chain fatty acid elongase 4-like. Gene Ontology annotation, cellular component: endoplasmic reticulum membrane. The record is from RefSeq and is a predicted model, not a curated record. Gene Ontology annotation, molecular function: fatty acid elongase activity. Gene Ontology annotation, biological process: fatty acid elongation, polyunsaturated fatty acid; fatty acid elongation, saturated fatty acid; very long-chain fatty acid biosynthetic process. Lineage: Eukaryota; Metazoa; Echinodermata; Asteroidea; Valvatida; Acanthasteridae.
GCCUGCACCCAGCGCAGCGUGCGCGCGGCGGUUAGUACGUGGUUAGGGUUGCUACCGCACGACUCCGUCGAAGUAGCCAAAGAAAAUGCUACAUCGAUGCAUGUGAUCUACAUGUAGUACUAGUAGUGGACCACCGUGACUGUACAAGUCAUUACUUAGGAUUCCUGCUCCAUAGAUAACCAUGCUGCCAGAGAAAGAUAUUUCCUUUCUGCAUGUUCUGCAUAGAAUGUCCUUGCUGCUAAAUGUUGAAGCUUUGUGUGAGAGGUUUUCCAAACAUUGACUGUAUCAGACAUUCCCAUGCUUAGUGUUUUCCGUGAAUUCCUGGUGUGUGGACACGUCACCAAGAUGGAGUUUGUCUCUGGACUAGGAGCAAAGGUUGUGCAUGUCUAUGACCAGCUGCAGGAAAAAGGAGACCCCAGAGUGGAGAAUUGGCUUCUGAUGAAGACACCCACACCUACAGCCUGCAUUGUCAUCAGCUACUUGCUGGUGGUAUGGCUAGGGCCGAAAGCAAUGGCUGACAGGAAGCCUCUUCAACUCAAGCCCAUCUUGGUGGGCUAUAACUUUUUCCUGGUGGGCCUGUCAAUCUAUAUGUUUUAUGAGUUUCGAGUGACAUCAUGGAAGGCAAAUUACAGCUAUGGGUGCCAACCUGUUGACUAUUCCAACAGUGAGCUAGGACUGAGGAUGGCUCGAGUCUGUUGGUGGUAUUUCUUCUCCAAGGUUAUCGAGGUCAUGGACACGAUCUUCUUCAUUCUUCGUAAGAAGAACAACCAGAUUACGUUCCUACAUGUCUACCAUCACAGCAGCAUGAUGAUCAACUGGUAUCUUGGGGUCAAAUUAGUGGCUGGUGGGCAGUCAUUCUUCUUGGCAAUGAUCAACUCCUUCGUGCAUAUCAUCAUGUAUUCCUAUUAUGGUCUUGCUGCAUUAGGACCAGGAAUGCAGAAAUAUCUUUGGUGGAAACGUUACAUGACACAGUUACAGUUGGUGCAGUUUUUCGCCGUCAUCAUUCACACAGGGUACAGCAUCUAUGCAGAUUGUGACUUCCCAAUGGGUUUCAACUAUGCUGUAUUCCUCUAUUGCAUAUCCCUGGUCGUUCUGUUCCUAAACUUCUAUCUGAAAGCAUACACAACAAAGAAGGAAAAACACAAAGUCUAGGUCGUUACAGAAAUUCUGUUUUGAUUGGCGGCUUUUACAGUGUACAAAUGUUCCCAUAUACAUUUAUUUUACACAAGCUUACUGUCCUAGUAAGAAGAUAACUUAUGUCACUCUGCAAGGAAUGUGCAUUACACCUUGUGACUAUUAAAAACAGGUGGGUAAAUUCCUUAUGUGAUAUGUUUCCUAGGAUAACCUAACUAAACCAAAGAAACCCCCCCAAAAAAUACACACACCCAAACUGAACUCAACACAGCCAAAGAACACCAGACCAAACACAGCUAAACCAAACAAUCGACAUCAAAACCAAGUCAAACACAGCUAAACCAAACAACGGACAACAAAACCAGGCAAAACACAGCUAAACCAAACGAUCAACAACAAAACUAGGCCAAGCACAGCUAAACCAAACUAUCAACAACAAAACCAGGCUGAGCACAGCCAAAAAUGGCAAACCAAUUAUAUGUACAACUAAACCAAACCAACAAAAUAAAACCAAACCCAACACAGGCAAACCAAACUAGCAACAAACCAACACCAAAAUCAAGCCAAACAUAGCCAAGGCAAUUUCCAAACCAACCAAACCAAACUAAACCAAGUCAAACACUGUUGAACACACACCAAGCCGACCAAGUAGUAGACCAGUAGUAAGUGAGUGAAUAGGACAACUAUAAUGGAAGUGGCAAUUUUACGCAGAUGGAAAUAAAAACUUCAGAUCCAUGAUUCUGACAUUCUCCCCCUUUUUA